GGGCUCGUGCCUGGGCUUGCUCUUAUACUGCCAGUGCCAUUGUCCCCCUUCAUCCCCGCCAUACGAACUCUGGCAUUAAACGCAAUGGGAUUAGGCGAAGUUAUUCAAGACAGCGAGGACGAGGAGAUUUUUGCACCCUUGAGAGUGCCAGGACCAUCGACAAUGGAAGCAGAGGCUCGGGAAGCGGCGAGAGCUGCGAGUGCUAGCACUCGACCACGGCCACGACCCGCAUACAAAGGUGCGCUUUCGAAGGCUGCUCCAGCCAGCGAAGUAGCAGGCCAGGCGACUUCGUCUUCAUCCACCACGAGACCACCGAAUCCGCCAGUUGCCAGCCCAUCGAGCUCAUCCACGCUGAUAAACCACUCCGCUGCGUACACACACCCUCCGCCCACUAAGGACGUCGACAUGCUCUCCCUCGACAUCGCCGAACGAGCAAAGUUACGUUCACGGGGCUCGAAGGCCAACACCAAGCAGCCAACACCCCCAAUAGAUGAGGAUGUCAUUGAAAUCACCUCCUCUGACGACGACCUCAACAUUCGCCCUCCGACUCGAGGUCCGAAGGCCAAGGUUGCUGACAGAGACGCGCCCUCGCCCAAGAAACGCGCCAAGAGGGCGCAUAUACCCGUCGAUCUGAGCAUGGAUGAUGCCAGUCCCGCGGUCAUACCCAUCGCUACCUCAGCUCCCAGCUCCCAAUUACCCCCAUCCGACCCGCCUCCGCCAUCCACACCUCCUGAGCCGACUCCAGCCAAUGCACGACCUACGAGUCGUAUUGUUACCUCACCAUUAUCCUCGCCUCUCCCUCCACCCCCGCCCCCACCGAAGCGCAAACGGAAGACGUCGCCGAAGGAUUCGGACGACGAAGGGAGCGUGAGACACCGAGGCACGCUGAGGAAAGAGGAUUCCGGCCUUGCGAUGCCCCCGCCUCCCCCACCGUUCUUUGCGGAUCCCUCAUCAUCAUCCGUACCUGCCUCCGAUACGCUCGUCGAGACGUCCUCCUCGACGCGUGCUUCAGAUGGGCCUACCGCCUCCAAACCCACCAAGAACAAAGGCAAGCGGAAGGUCAUAGACGAUGACGAUUUCGAGGACGACUGGCCUCUCGACCCACCUCCUCGGCCGAAGCCACGGCAACGCAAGAAGCAGCCCGCCGACGAGGACGACUGGCAGGGCGACGACGCGCCUAAGCCCGCACGCAAAUCGCGCAAGAAGGUGACGGCCGAUGAUGACGAGGAGGAGUGGGGAGGUGACGCGCCGCCAAAGCGCAAGCCGCGGGCGCCGCCGAAGAAGAAGGGCAAGAAGGACGAGUUACCGAGGCGGAUUGUGGAGGUUGUGAUCGAGCAGCCUAGAGGCGGGAGGAAGGGGAGGAAGGGCAAGGGUGACCCUCAGCUGACCGGAGAUGUGUCGGGGCAUGGGCAGGAUGCGUCGGCGGCCCCUGACACCACAGCUGUUGCAGACAAGACUACCGCGGAGGGCGACUCGUCACCUCUGAGUGAAACAGAGGUUGAGAAACCAGCUGACAAACCGAGUACCCCUCCUCCCGCUUCGCCGAAGCGCUCGCUCCCAGUGUUGCGAGACGGCGAGUCCAUCUUGAACUCGCCGCGCUCCAAGAGCAAGUCCAAGGGCAAGAAGAGAGCCGUGAUAGACUCUGAUGAGGAGGAGAACGAUGGCGGUGAAGGGGAGCAGGCUGGCUCUCCUCCCAAGAAGCAGCGGCGCGAGCUCACAAAGGGCAGGAAGUCUGCUCCCGCGGCUUUGGAGCAGGAGAAGGAAGAGGAAGAGGGGGAACCAGGUAGCUCGAAUAGGGAUCCAAGACCUCGGGUGUCCAGCUAUUCAGCCGUAACGGCGCCCUUCAAGUCUCCAUUGCCUGCCCCAGGCACCACGCCCAAGCUGACUCUGACGAACCGGUCCUACACCGUCAGCGGGCGGUCAUCCCAGCUACCCAUGUCCGAGCUGCUUAAGAAGGUCAACUCCCAGCCUGGCUCGCCAUUUGCUUCACCGCGCCCGACGCACUCACCUUAUGGGAAGACUACUAAGAGCUUCCUGCGGAAGAUCGCCCCACUGCACCCCAACCGCCGGACGCCGCCUCCCCCGCCUCCGAGGCCGCCGCCGCCGAAGAAGAGCAAGAAGCAGCUGGAGCUCGAGGAGAAGUGGGAGAUGGAACUAGAAGACUCUGUUGAGGGCUGGUACUGUAUGUCUCAAGAGGAGAGAGCGGCCUUGCUGAGGGCUAAACGGAAUGCUGAGAUGGGUUUCGAGGAUUGACCUCGACUGUUGUUGUUCACUUGACAGUAAGCUUCUCAACCUGAAGGCAGAAAGCUGAAAGGCCGUUGUACAACGGUGUCAUAAGACACGUAGCUGUAGCCGUGGACUUGAAGGAUUUGCGUUAGACCGCGCAUAAUGGUGCAGGUCAAUACCUCUAAUUUAUACCCAAUUGUAUUACAUCAUGUUAACAAUGAAGUCCAUUCGGUCUCGGUAUAUGAUGUAGUAGCUGGCCGUGUACAUUCGUA
Rhodofomes roseus is the source of this 2498-nucleotide messenger RNA. RefSeq lists its product as uncharacterized. The record is from RefSeq and is a predicted model, not a curated record. Bases 85 to 2253 code for a protein of 722 amino acids. The transcript is spliced from 3 exons. Lineage: Eukaryota; Fungi; Basidiomycota; Agaricomycetes; Polyporales; Fomitopsidaceae.